This is a messenger RNA of Cryptococcus wingfieldii CBS 7118, 1089 nucleotides long. RefSeq lists its product as hypothetical. Bases 1 to 1089 code for a protein of 362 amino acids. Lineage: Eukaryota; Fungi; Basidiomycota; Tremellomycetes; Tremellales; Cryptococcaceae. The transcript has 2 exons. The record is from RefSeq and is a predicted model, not a curated record.
AUGCAUGCCCAGUACACCUCUAAUCCUCCGCCUGCGCCGGCCCCUUUCACCCCAACACAGACGCUCCUUCCCGGGCCCUUCAUCCUGCUUAUCCUCCUUCCCGUCAUCCCCCUCCUCCUGUUCUCCCUUGGUGCCCGUCCGCCCAAUACCUCUUCUCUGCCAUUCUCUACCAAUGAACUGUUUGUGACGACAACAAUGAUAUGCCUUGCAACCGGUGCCGUGCUGUUGCUGGGCGUCUAUCCUGAUGUCGGGGGACAGAUUUGGGGCUGGAUCAGAGAUGGAGAUUUGAAUACAUGGAGUCCCGGUCUAGGUGGGCCACCGGUACAGGGUACAGGCUUUCUGGGCGCCAUCAUGGAAGAACUUGGUCUCAAAGGAAUCGAUGGCCAGAUGGGCCUCUGGACAAGCGCAGGUUCAAAAGCUAUUCGGCAUGAAGGUGAAAAACCCGCGCCCAUUUGGGUUUGGAACGAGAGGUACAGGAAGUGGGUACUUGCUCCUGCGCCUUUCGUUCCAGAAUCGGCCAGAGGUGCACCGGUCACUUCUCGCACCAUGGCACACAAUCAUCUCACUGCCUUGCGUACCGCCCACUCGAGAUGGUACUCACCAAAACGCCCCAGCCUCAUCCUUGCCCUGUUCUUUAUGAGCUGUGUGGUCUUCCUUUUCAUUGUGCUGUGGGGCAACCAUCUCCGAUCGGCAUAUGAAACGGAAUCUUCAUCGUCUGGCGGUGAAUCAGGAGGGUCCAGAGGUGGAUUAUCCAUGUGGGUUGAAAGAGAGUUGUGCAAGCGUAAAGCCGAGAAGCCGGCCGACACUGUCAAGCGUGUCAAACAAGAAGCGCCAAAAGAAGCUGCGACGGAAAAGAAGAAGGGACAGGAAAAGUAUGCAGAGUGGAAGAAGAAGAGAGAGAAGGAAAAGGCGCAGUUGAUUAAAGAGUUGACGAAACGAAAGUUACCGUUGGCGGAUUUGGAGAGCAGUAGCAAAGAUAAGGGCAAGGAUGCGAAAGCGGGUGAAGGAGAAGACGGGGAGAAGGAGAAGGUGGAGAAGAAGCCCGGACAAGAGGAAGAGGCGAAGAAAAGCACCGGGUCUCGAAUUUAA